UUUCUGUUUCCCCUACUCAGGUCAAUGUGUGUGCGCACAAUUAUAUAACGGUGUGUUCUCACGUCAGAGUUGGGCGCACUAACACAAUAAGCCCUCACACAUUUUGAGCAGACAUCAUAUCCAAACUUACUAAACCAUUUCGGCUACGAUCGAGAAAGUGCAAGCGACGGCUGGCACCUGGUUCUGGUUGUGGUGAUCCAUGGAGGCAAAUGCUCCUGCUGUACUGCCCAUGGACGCCAAACUGAUGGUGGCCACAGCCCAUGGCGACUGCCAGCAGCUGAAGGAUGUCGUGAACAAGGAGGAUGCUGCCAUGAUGGUGCUGGUGAUGGCGUCAAGCAACGGCACGCCGGCUUCCGCCGCGGCGGCAAGUCCUCCGGUGGCCAUGCAUCCGCUGCUGCACGCCUCAGCUUCCUCCGGGGAUUGGAAGGGUGUGAAUUUUCUUCUCAACAGGGAAGAAGCAUAUGCAGAUUCAUCUGUUCAGCCCAGUAAAAAGUUUCUGAAGUCCCUAGAAGCAUGCAUCCCCGGCAACUGCACCAACGGAAGGUUGCCGACUCCGCCGCAAGCUUCUAAUGACAUAGAAGAAGGUGCAAACAUGCCAUUGUUGUUGUCUCCCGAGUCGCUUCUGGAGGGUGUCACCAUCGAGGGAGACACUGCGCUCCAUGUGGUGGCCACACAUGGGGAUGGCCACAACUACUUGAAAUGUGUUGACACAAUCUGUGCCAAGGGCAAGCACCUCCUGUUUAAGCCAAACAAUAAGGAUGAUACACCCUUGCACUGUGCUGCCAGGGCUGGGAAUCACGAAAUGGUCAAUAAGCUUAUUGGUCUAGCUAUUGGACCUAGUAGAAGGGAGGAAAGUGUUGACAGCAUAGCGAAUAACCUGAUCCUUAGAAGUGAUAAUCUUUCUACAGAGACAUUCUUGAGCGAUGAUGUCCGUGUUGCAGAUAAUCUUACAGUCGGAGAUAGUAUUAGCAUAAGUGAGGACAAUGUCCACAGGGGAGUGGAAUAUCUCAGAAUGGAAAAUGACAGUAAUGAAACGGCCUUGCAUGCGGCAAUUCGCAUUGGUCAUAGUCCUAUAGUAACGGAGCUAUUGACAUAUGAUUCUGAAUUGGCGCUAUUUCCGCAAGAAGGCACAUCACCAUUGUACCUAGCUAUCUUGCUGAAGCAAUUUGACAUCGCGCGGACAUUAUACCAGAUGAGUAGACAAAAUAUUCUCUCAUAUUCUGGGCCAAGUGGACAAAAUGCAUUGCAUGUUGCAGUUCUCCGAAGCAGAGGAAUGACCAAACAGCUGUUGGGGUGGAACAAGAACCUUACUAUGCAAGGGGACAAAAACGGUAGUACUCCUCUUCACUUUGCCUCGUCUCGUACGAUUGACAACAACAAUUGGAACUAUCCCCACCGUAUAUAUCCGCUGGUUUCGUGUUCCAUGUCCACGUCAUCGAGUUGUGAGAGAAGUAAUCCAAGCUAAUGGAGCUCCACUGUACCAGCCAGACAUCUAUGGGAUGUUCCCCAUACAUAUUGCUGCCUCAGUUGGUGAGAAACGGACCAUCGAGAUUUUUGUUCAGAAGUAUCCCAGCAGUGCUGGCCUGCGCGAUAAAAGAGGAAGAACAUUUCUUCAUGUUGCUGUUGAGAACAGGAGAGUGAAUGUAGUCGGCUAUGCUUGCAGAAAUCGGUCGUAAGCAUGGAUCCUGAAUAUGCAAGACAAUAAUGGGAACACUGCGCUGCACCUAGCUGUCGAGGCUGCGAAUCUUCAAAUGUUUUGUUCGCUAUUUGGCAAUCGGCAAGUGCAACUAAAUGUAGUAAAUGUAAAAGGCCAAACUCCUAGAGAUAUAUCACAUGAUCAAAUUCCUCCAGGGCUACAUAAUAAUCAGAGCACCGAAGAAAUGGUACGCUUUGUAUUGACACAAGCUGGUGCUAUGAAUGACAGUUGCCGCCACGAUCACUUUAGAGAAAAACACAAAGACACUCACAACCUAAAAUCAGAUAGUGAAAGCAAAGAAUUAGAAAAGCUAAAGGACGCAACGGAAACAAUGGCCAUUGGCUCAGUUCUAAUAGCAACUGUGACGUUCGGUGCAACUUUCGCAUUGCCCGGAGGUUACAGAGCAGAUGACCACUCAAACGGUGGCACACCAACACUUGUUGGGAGGUAUGCUUUUGAUUCGUUCAUGAUAGCCAAUACGCUCGCUUUCAUUUUCUCCUUGAUUUCCACAACUAGUCUCUUGUAUUCUGGAAGUCCGUUGAUUAACAAGCAAAGCCGUGCAGUCUUCUUAGAAUCAGCCUUCUACUUUAUGAAGACUUCGAUCACAUGUUUGGUCGCUACCUUUACACUUGGUAUGUAUAUGGUGCUAUCUCCGGUUGCUCGUAGAACUGCCAUUGUCGUAUGUGCCUUAAGUCCCCUUGUAGUGCUGUGCAACAGCAUUCGCUACUGGGUAAAACGGCUGGUUCUGGCGCCAUCGUGUAUUGUCAGAAUGGGGCCAAUUUGGACAUUGGGAUUUCUUGCAAUCACCAUUGUAUUUUAUUCGAUAAUGGAAUUUUGGCCGCUAAUAUUCAUCUUUGCUUGGGCGGCACAUGGAAGGAACCACACCUAGCUUCUGAAACAUAGCCAGUCAACGUGGGUAUGAAACAGAUGAUCAGCACUAUCCACUGUGUAUAUAUGUUCUUUCUUCUGGACGUGAGUCGUGUCUGACUCCUAGAAUUUGGCUUCGUCUGAAUUAUACUGUUCUCAAGCGUGUGCUCUCUUGAGUGUUUUCUUAUGUCAUUCAUAUCUGAGGCCCUUUGGGCCCAUAAUAAGUACUCCUAUGCGGCUAUGAUGUAAACGUCACGCUUUUUCAUUGAGGUGUAAACAAACAUUGUACUUCUAAUUGAAAUUUUAGAGAAUGCAUGUAACUGUUAGGCACUGUGUUAGCCUACUGUAAAAUGUUUAAUUGAACUGUUGUCA
Messenger RNA from Oryza sativa Japonica Group (Japanese rice), 2935 nucleotides. NCBI's taxonomy places the organism in Eukaryota, Viridiplantae, Streptophyta, Magnoliopsida, Poales, Poaceae. The record is from RefSeq and is a predicted model, not a curated record.